Thlaspi arvense is the source of this 198-nucleotide messenger RNA. The record is from the annotation of a GenBank genome assembly. Lineage: Eukaryota; Viridiplantae; Streptophyta; Magnoliopsida; Brassicales; Brassicaceae.
AUGAUUGGAGAAGUAUCAGGGCAUAAGCUACAUAGAGAUCAGUAUCAUCACAGGUUAGAUGAUUUCUCGCAAAACUACUCCACACGAAGAAUCAGCAAGGAAAAAUAUAACUCGGGUUUACUACAACAAGAUUUCCCGGUUGAGAAAUUAGCGUUGAAUCAUCAAGGUGGCAGCAAGCAGAGAAAGAGAAGAGAAUAA